Molecule: messenger RNA, 1579 nt
Organism: Orcinus orca (killer whale)
Lineage: Eukaryota; Metazoa; Chordata; Mammalia; Artiodactyla; Delphinidae
Product: sperm mitochondrial-associated cysteine-rich protein
Exons: 3
Coding region: 158-670 (170 amino acids)
Source: RefSeq, a predicted model, not a curated record
GUCAAAGUAGGCUCCACUUCCGCUUGCCUACCCCAGCCUGUCCUUUGGUCCCAAGAGCAAACUGGUUGAACUAGUGGAGGUUGUGCGGAUGCUAAGUCCCGGGCUUCAAGACCUCUUCCCUGUCACCCUGCCUUGACCUGGCCGCUCCUGCAGCUGAAUGGACUUCUCUCUGGGCCUACGUUUGGGGCCUCGGAACAAGAAGGCCAGCCACCAACAUCCCCCUCCACCCUCCGGGCACGGCCCACCAGCUGCCUCGCCUUGUCUGUCCUGCCCCCCCUCUCCCUGUGCCUGCCCCUGCCCUGGCUGUCCCCCUCCCACCUGCUCCUGCACUACCUAUCCCUAUUACGCAGCUCCCUGCCCCUCCUGUCCCGGCCUCCCUGGCCCACCCUGUACCUGCCUCUGCCCUCCCUGCCCUGCCUGUCCACCCUUGACUUGUCCCCUCAGUUCCUGCAGCCCCUGCUCUGCUCCGCAUUUGACCUGCUGCCACCCCUCUCCCUGCCCCAUGUACCCUUGCUCCAGGGGUCAAGCCGCCUGUUCCAGCUCCUGCUUGGGCUGCAGUGACAGCUGUGGCCGUGGCCGGGGGGCUGCCCGGGGACCUCCAGGCUCCGCCGGCUGCUGCAGCUGCUGCUUCAGGGGACACCGCACCUCUCGACACUGUCUGAUAGUCUAGCUGGGCUGUUGCCCCUUGAGAGAUUGCCAGUCUUCCAGGACACUUCUGCAGCUGCUUCCUCAGGGAGGAGGCAGAAGCUCUGGAGGACGGAGAAGGAUCAGCUGGACCCCUCACCCAGGCAGGGAGAGGAGGCUGGCUGCUGAGAUCCCCCGGCCUCCUCCUCAGUCCCGGGACGUCUGCUUUGAAGCUAGUUUCUGGGCGUGCUCUCACUGGUUCCAGAACCUCCUCUUCCGCAACUUCUGGAAUGGAAAGUGUUCUUCUCAGAGCCUCUCCCACGGCCCCUGAAGGGUGGCCAAAUAGCUCUAAGUGGUGGAGAAAACUUCUUACUUACAGAAGAACUCCAGCUAAUGUAGAAGGAAUAUGGAAUUAGAAAAAUCACCAUUUUGCAACCCCUUAAUGAAAUAAUUGAUCAAAGCAAGAAUCGUCAAUGGAUGAAACCAAGGAUGGUGGUUGAUGGAGAACUUUACAAUGGAGGAAUAAGGCUGUCACUACCUGACCCCACUGAUGAAUCUUAGCAUCGCUAAAAAUGGCACAACCACAUGCCGUGUACCUCCUGAUGUGAUGCAAUCUGAAGCACUCAGCACCACCUGUGAAGGACUCUUGCCAAACAAAGAAACAAACAAAAAAACUGAACAUGAUUCUAAUCAAACCUCUAGAGCUAACCUCCAUUUAAUGAGAAACAUGGGGGGUGGAGGAACAUAUUAAAUGACAAAACAAGGAAGUGAGAAAACAUAUCCAGAACGUGGGACAUUCUAAAGGAGAUCUGACUGGAUUUCUUCAACUAGUCAAUGGCUGGUGGUGGUGGUGGGGAGACCUUGUUUGGUUCCUGAUUGGGACCACCCAAUUGUAAAGAGACAUUUUUAGACUGCUGGAAACAUUUAAUUAUGAACUGAGUACUUACAAUGCCAA